Molecule: messenger RNA, 1908 nt
Organism: Platichthys flesus (European flounder)
Lineage: Eukaryota; Metazoa; Chordata; Actinopteri; Pleuronectiformes; Pleuronectidae
Gene: bhlhe22
Product: basic helix-loop-helix family, member e22
Exons: 1
Coding region: 128-934 (268 amino acids)
Molecular function (GO): protein dimerization activity
Source: RefSeq, a predicted model, not a curated record
CAAGCCCACAACUUCACCACUGACGCACAACUCAACUCGUGCAGUGCGCACACGGGAAGAAAGUCGCGGAGACGCGUCAAGAGUUUCCAGAAGGGACCGUAGCUCGCAACAACGCGGAACCGAGGCCAUGGACAGGGGGAUGAACUUGCCCGGCGGCGCAGGGGACAUUUUUCACAAAACUCUGAGCGCCGUGUCCACUAAAAAAAUGGAUCCUUUCAGGUCGUCGAUCGGCAAUGAACUACCAGCCAGAGACCGCCAGUCACCGAUGAGCUGCUUCGACCAAACCGAUCCAGACCCGAUUCAGCCGGGAGGACUCGCGGGAGUUAGAGGGGGACCACUGGGUCUGCCGACCGGAUCUUUGUGCUUAAAGUACGGCGAGAGCGCCAACAGGACCUCGGCGGCAGAGAGCAGCGGCGGAGAGCAGAGCCAAGACGAUGACAGUGACGAAAGGUGUGAAAUGGUCCUCCUGACCGACGGGCGGAUGGUGUCCGCGGGGAAAGCAGAAGGAGGUAAGAAAUCCAAAGAGCAGAAAACCCUGAGGCUUAACAUCAAUGCCAGAGAAAGACGACGGAUGCACGACCUGAACGACGCACUGGACGAGCUCAGGGGGGUCAUCCCCUACGCGCACAGCCCGUCGGUGCGCAAACUCUCCAAAAUUGCCACUUUGCUGCUCGCCAAAAACUACAUCCUCAUGCAGGCGCAGGCGCUGGAGGAGAUGCGGAGGCUGGUUGCGUAUCUCAACCAGGGCCAGGCCAUCUCUGCCGCCUCGAUACCGGCCACCACUGCGCUCGCCAAUCCCGGCUUGGGCGCGUACGAGCCGCCGCCCGGAUACCCCUUCCCCGGUGGAGUGGCAGCGGCCGCAUGCCCAGACAAAUGUGCCCUUUUCAACAACGCCAACUCCAGCCUCUGCAAACAGUGCACUGACAAGCCUUAACAGAGACCCAGAGAAGCGCGGGGGGGGGGGGAGCAGACGCCACUUGUGAGAUCACUUCUGGAGAGUGUCGCUUGAAGUCAGUAGGCUUAGAGACAAAGAAGUUACGCCGACGAAUACUUUUGUAAUAUGUACUAAAUGCAUUCAAAACGCUUUUUUGUCCAACAAUACUUGAUUGUGUAUAUAAAUCAUCCUUAAAGUGCUGGUAUGAAUGACAGGGAAGGCCGAACACAAGUACAGGCCUGUGAGAGUGGCUGCAGGUGUGGAGUGCGAGUCGCUCUGUUAUGGACCCUUUUGGAGAUUUCGGCGACCUGACAACUCGCGACCUUUUCACUUGAAUAGAUGGACACCUUCCUGGAGAGUUGGUCCAACCUCACUUUCUGCUGCUUCCUCCUUUUCCUUUUGCGGGUUUCUGCUUGAUUCGACUCGCCUCAGAGACAUUUUGUUUCACCGGUGCAAGGCCUGUUUUCAUGAACUUUUCUAUCGCGCACGUGGAAUGUCCUGAGCAAGGCAACGUUAAAAUGACACAGAGGACGAGCUCAGUGGUUCGAACAGAUAUGUAUGUGCUGAUCCUUGACACUUGUUAAAAGUUGCGCACGAUGAUUACGAUUCCUUUUUGUCACAUAAUAAACAUUUCGGAACAUUUUAGAAACCCAGAAUCACGGCUCAUCCGGUGUUUCGCUGUGUCUUUUGUAAUUUAUUUAUUUGGAUAUUUAUACGCGGUUUUAUUUAUUUUGUUUGCUUGUGUUGCACAUUGUAGUUUCACUUCAGUUGCUGUGUAUGUCUUUUUUCCGUUUUUUCACACAAUGUGAUCGAGGUCUUCAGAUUAUAAUCGCGUUGUCAGGUCAAGAUGUGGAUUAUUGUAGAUACCUUCGUUAUUCUAUGAGCAACGAGGGGCCAUUUGUAUGUAUUUCAGUGUUGAAAAGCUUUAUUAAAAUAUUUUGAACAACAGAGAUACUGCUGGUGACUCAUCUGUG